UACUUUGAAAAACAAGCCAACCUGUAAUCAAAUAGAAAUGGAGGAGAGGCUACUUGAAAUGGAGGAGAAAGGAGUGAUGGAGAGCCUUGAAAGGCAGAAGGAGCAAAUAGAAAGGGAAAUUGAAAUGUUAAGAAGAUUGAGGACCCAGCAGAGACCAGAGUCUCCUAAACCUGAACCUGAUCCUGAACCCAGCUGUGUGUCCUUUAAGAGUGACAAGUCAAAACAAGGCAUCCUUGACUUUAAAGGAGACCAGCCCUCUGCUGAAAAGAGGAUCCAUAAAAGAACCGACUCUGCUGAACCUGAACCCAGCUGUGUGUCCUUCAACAGCGACUGUUCAAAACAAGAUUUUAAAGGUCAACAACCCUCUGAUGAAAAUAGAAGACCAGACUCUGCUGAACCUGAACCCAGCUGUGUGUCCUUUAAGAGUAACCAGUCAAAACAAGGCAUCCUUGAUUUUAAAGGAGAGAAACCCUCUGCUGAAAAGAGAGUGGACCAGGAGAGCUCAGAUGUUCCCAGUGGUCAGUCUGCCCAGCAGCAUCAAACACACCUGGACUCCAUAUUUAUGCUGCUGGAGGAGAACAUUGUCACGUUUGUGAAGAACGAGCUGAAGAAGAUCCAGAAGGUUCUGAGUCCAGAUUACCCAGAAUGCUCAGAGAGUCAAAGGAAGGAUGAUGAUUCAGAGCAGAGGAGGAGCAGCAGAGAGGCAUUUCUGAAGAUCACACUCCACUUCCUGAGGAGAAUGAAGCAGGACGAGCUGGCUGACCGUCUGCAGAGCAGAAGUCCAGCAGGAUUUUGUAAGCGUGACCUCAAAUCUCAACUAAACAAGACGUUCCAGUGUGUGUUUGAGGGGAUUACUAAAGAAGGAAACCCAACCCUUCUGAAUCAGAUGUUCACAGAGAUCUACAUCACAAAGGGAGGGACUGCAGAGGUCAAUGAUGAACAUGAGGUCAGACAGAUUGAAACAGCAUCCAGGAAACCAGACAGACCAGAAACAACAAUCAGACAAGAAGACAUAUUUAAAACUCCACCUGGAAGAGUUGAACCAAUCAGAACAGUGAUGACAAAGGGAGUGGCUGGCAUCGGGAAAACAGUCUUAACACAGAAGUUCACUCUGGACUGGGCUGAAGGCACAGCCAACCAGGACAUCCAGUUCACAUUUCCAUUCACCUUCAGAGAGCUGAAUGUGCUCAAAGAGAGAAAGUACAGCUUGGUGGAACUUGUUCAUUACUUCUUUAGUGAAACCAAAGAAGCAGGAAUCUGCAGGUUUGAAGAGUUCCCGGUUGUGUUCAUCUUCGACGGUCUGGAUGAGUGUCGACUUCCUCUGGACUUCGUCAACACUAAAAUCCUGACAGAUGUUACAAAGUCCACCUCAGUGGGGGUGCUGCUGACUAACCUCAUCAGGGGGAAUCUGCUUCCCUCUGCUCGCCUCUGGAUAACCACACGACCUGCAGCAGCCAAUCAGAUCCCUCCUGGGUGUGUUGAUAUGGUGACAGAGGUCAGAGGGUUCACUGACCCUCAGAAGGAGGAGUACUUCAGGAAGAGAUUCAGAGAUGAGGGGCAGGCCAGCAGAAUCAUCUCCCACAUCAAGACAUCACGAAGCCUCCACAUAAUGUGCCACAUCCCAAUCUUCUGCUGGAUCACUGCUACAGUUCUGGAGGACAUGUUGAAGACCAGUGAGAGAGGAGAGCUGCCCAAGACCCUGACUGAGAUGUACAUCCACUUCCUGGUGGUUCAGUCCAAAGUGAAGAACAUCAAGUAUGAUGGAGGAGCUGAGACUGAUCCACACUGGAGUCCAGAGAGCAGGAAGAUGAUCGAGUCUCUGGGAAAACUGGCUUUUGAGCAGCUGCAGAAAGGCAACCUGAUCUUCUAUGAAUCAGACCUGACAGAGUGUGGCUUCGACAUCACAGCAGCCUCAGUGUGCUCAGGAGUGUUCACGCAGAUCUUUAAAGAGGAGAGAGGACUAUACCAGGACAAAGUGUUCUGCUUCAUCCAUCUGAGUGUUCAGGAGUUUUUGGCUGCUCUUCAUGUCCAUCUGACCUUCACCAACUUUGGAGUCAACCUGCUGUCAGAAGAACAAACAACAUCAACACAGUUCUACCAGAGUGCUGUGGACGAGGCCUUACAGAGUCCAAAUGGACACCUGGAUUUGUUCCUCCGCUUCCUCCUGGGUCUUUCACUGCAGACCAAUCAGAGUCUCCUACAAGGUCUGAUGACACAGACAGGAAGUAACUCAGAGACCAAUCAGACAGUUGAGUAUGUCAAGAAGAAGAUAAGUGAGAAUCUAUCUGCAGAGAGAAGCAUUAAUAUGUUCCACUGUCUGAAUGAACUGAAUGAUCGUUCUCUAGUGGAGCAGAUCCAACAGUCCCUGAGAUCAGAACGUCUCUCCAGAGAUAAACUGUCUCCUGCUCAGUGGUCAGCUCUGGUCUUCAUCUUACUGUCAUCAGAAGAAGAUUUGGACGUGUUUGACCUGAAGAAAUACUCUGCUUCAGAGGAGGCUCUUCUUAGGUUGAUGCCAGUGGUCAAAGCCUCCAAAAAAGCUCUACUGAGUGGCUGUAACUAGUCAGAGAGAAGCUGUGAAGCUCUGUCCUCAGUUAUCAGCUCCCAGUCCUCUAGUCUGAGAGAGCUGGACCUGAGUAACAAUAACCUGCAGGAUUCAGGAGGGAAGCUGAUCUCUGUUGGACUGAAGAGUCCACACUGCACACUGGAGACUCUCAGACUGAGUGUCUGUAACCUGUCAGAGAGAAGCUGUGAAGCUCUGUCCUCAGUUCUCAGCUCCCAGUCCUCUAGUCUGAGAGAGCUGGACCUUAGUAACAACAACCUGCAGGAUUCAGGAGGGAAGCUGAUCUCUGUUGGACUGAAGAGUCCACACUGCACACUGGAGACUCUCAGUCUGUCAGGCUGUCUUAUCUCAGAGGAAGGCUGUUCUUCUCUGGUCUCAGCUCUGAUCUCCAACCCCUCCCAUCUGAGAGAGCUGGACUUGAGCUACAAUCAUCCACGAGACUCAGCAGUGAAGCUACUGUCAGCGGGACUGAAGGAUCCUCUCUGGAGACUAGACACUCUCAGGGUGGAGCCUGCUGGAGUCAGAUGGCUGACACCAGGUCUGAGGAAGUAUUCCUGUGAACUCACACUGGACACAAACACAGUGAGCAGAAAACUCAAACUGUCUGAUAACAACAUGAAGGUGACACGUGUGGAGGAGGAUCAGCCAUAUCCUGAUCAUCCAGAGAGGUUUGACUGGUGUCCUCAGCUUCUGUGUAGAGAUGGUCUGACUGGUCGCUGUUACUGGGAGGUCGAGAGGAGAGGAGAUGUUGAUAUAUCAGUGAGUUACAGAGGAAUCAGGAGGAGUGGAGACAGUAGAGACUGUUUGUUUGGAUGGAAUGAUCAGUCCUGGAGUCUGUUCUGCUUUGAUGGUGGUUACUCUGUCUGGCACAAUAAGAGAAAAUCAUCCAUCUCCUCCUCUCUCUCUGGUAGAGUAGCAGUGUAUGUGGACUGUCCUGCUGGCUCUCUGUCCUUCUACACAGUCUCCUCUGACUCACUGAUCCACAUCUACACCUUCAACACCACAUUCACUCAACCUCUUUAUCCUGGGUUCUGGUUCUGGUCUGAUUCCUCAGUGUCUCUGUGUUCUGUGUAGGACGGAGAUUUCAUCCUGUUUCUCACUGCUGAUCAGUUGAGUCUGUACAGGAUCACACUUACAGAAAUAUUUCAGGUUAUUGUUAUAAACUAAUGAAUGAACUUUGUAUAAAAUAAUUCAGAACGAUUGAUUCCUCGUGAACAUUGUAAACUUGUUCCACUUCCAGUCCUUUAAAGAUGGAUUUCUACAAUUUCAUGAUCACAGAUCAGAAAUUGUAGAAAUGCCGUUGACUUGUGUUAUGUUUAGUUUUGAGUUCUCUCUUUUCACAAUUAAAGCAUAAAGUUAC
This is a messenger RNA of Perca flavescens (yellow perch), 3920 nucleotides long. RefSeq names its product NLR family CARD domain-containing protein 3-like. The record is from RefSeq and is a predicted model, not a curated record. The transcript has 12 exons. Lineage: Eukaryota; Metazoa; Chordata; Actinopteri; Perciformes; Percidae. Gene Ontology annotation, molecular function: protein binding.